GAUUUUAAGAAUUCAGAUAAUUGUUUUGAUGAUUUCAACUUACAUUUAUUUGCUGCUACAGAACCACAGAUGAUUCUAAAUGACGAGAAACUACAAAAAAAAGUUGACCAAAAUUGGUCUAUUGCAGUGGAAACGUUAUACAACUGUUUUAUACAUUUGGGUUUACAUGAAGGUUAUCAUUAUGAAAAAGUUUUUGAUAAAAUAACAUUAAAUAAUAAAGAUAAAUACAGCAACAAUAUAGUAUAUUGCAUAAAAGAAGAUUUCCUAAGUUUCUUAAAUACAAUUAAAGAAAAUAUUAUUAAAAGAACAUGGACAUCUAAACAAAUAAAUGAAAAUAUGGCAAUAUAUGUAUUUGAAAAGAAUAAAGACAUCUCAAUACAGUUACAAAUUUGUUCAUCCGCUCUCUAUACUCGUUUAUUCAUGUAAUAAAAUAUUUUUAUUCAAAAUUAUUCAAUGAUGUUAAUAAGAGUUUAAAAAUUAAUUCUCACUUUUUGUAAACUAGUUUUUUGUUAAAAAAUUAUUUUACAGAGUGUCUCACUAUUUUCUGACAAAUUAUAACUUUUAAUCCACUGAUUAUUUUCCGUUAUUUAUUUAUGUUUUAAUUUGC
Messenger RNA from Daktulosphaira vitifoliae (grape phylloxera), 607 nucleotides. RefSeq lists its product as uncharacterized. The record is from RefSeq and is a predicted model, not a curated record. Lineage: Eukaryota; Metazoa; Arthropoda; Insecta; Hemiptera; Phylloxeridae.